AUGGCUUGUAUUGAAAAUGUCCUUGGAGGGCACGCCCCUUCACCCACAGCAGUAGCUGCCGAUGAGCACGGGAACCCGGAGCUGCGCCCCGGCGUGCCCCUCCAGUGUCCGAGUUCCAUGCAGAAGGAUGAUGCGGAGUCCUGGGGCCUCCCUCGCGUCCCCCUGAGACCUCCCUUCAAUGUACUGACGGAUCUGGCAAGAGAGCAACUGGAACGUCCCUCAGAGAGAACAGGAUCCUGCAUUCCUGUCGACGGUUCGAGAGCUCUCAACCCCCCCUAUGAGCCACCACCUGCUGUUGCGGAAGAGUCCCUAGCAACAGCAGAAGUAAAUAGCUCUGAGGGGCUGGCAGGCCGGAGGCAGAGGGGACAGGAUGCUAUUAAUGUGUCCCGGGAAUUCUCUGGCGGCCCUCCCGCACUGAUGGUGGGGGGGACGAGGGUCAGCAAUGGGGGCACUGAGAGAGGUGGCAGUAAUGCAAGGUUAUAUGUGGCUUUGCCAAGGGGUCAAGGAUUCUUUCCAUCCAGGGGCUCUCAAGUAAGAGGCCCGCCACCUAUCCCCACCCUUAGAUCAGGGAUAAUGAUGGAGGUGCCUCCAGGAAGUACGAGAGUGACCUGCAAGGAAAGGUUGGCUCAUGUUUCUUUCCCACUGGGAGGCCCGCGGCACCCUGUGGAGAACUGGCCAAGGCCUAUGCCCUUGUCGUCCAGCACUCCAGGUUUACCUUCUUGCGCUACUGUUCAUUGCUUCAUUCCUCCUCGACCUCCAAGUUUCAAUCCAUUUCUCGCUAUGCCUAUGGCUUUUGCUCCUCCCCCGAUAUUUGGUCCUCCACUGCCUUCCUACUUUGCCAAUUUCCCUUCCUGGGGGAUGCCGGCUCCUGCAUCCUCAAACAGAGAGAACAACUGA
This is a messenger RNA of Eubalaena glacialis (North Atlantic right whale), 897 nucleotides long. It is a transcript of the gene PRR32, whose product is annotated as proline rich 32. The coding region runs from base 1 to 897 and encodes 298 amino acids. The record is from RefSeq and is a predicted model, not a curated record. NCBI's taxonomy places the organism in Eukaryota, Metazoa, Chordata, Mammalia, Artiodactyla, Balaenidae. The transcript has 2 exons.